CUACUAUGUAGUGUACGUUUUAAGGUAGGGGCGAUGAAUUUGGGUUUCGAACGCUGAGAAGCGAGACCAGACACCACAGAGAAUAAACAUUGGCCUUACUGAAGUUGAUUGCGAUAAAAUUUACAGAUUGACGAGGUUUUAGAAUUAAUUUUAAGGGACAGAAUCGGUUAAAUCGCGCCGCUUUUUCUCCCUAAAAUGGCGCCGACGAUUCAAACUCAAGCGCAGCGCGAGGACGGGCAUCGGAGCUCGUCACACAGAACCGUCCCCGAGAGGUCCGGUGUUGUGUGCCGGGUUAAAUAUUGUAACAGCCUCCCUGACAUCCCGUUCGACCCCAAGUUCAUCACGUAUCCCUUUGACCAGCACAGGUUUGUGCAGUAUAAAGCCACCUCACUCGAAAAACAACACAAACACGACCUGCUCACAGAACCGGACCUGGGAGUGACCAUCGACCUCAUCAACCCUGAUACCUACCGCAUUGACCCGAACAUUGUACUAGAUCCUGCAGAUGAGAAACUUCUUGAAGAGGAGAUCCAGGCGCCCACUAGCUCCAAAAGAUCCCAGCAGCAUGCUAAGGUGGUCCCGUGGAUGAGGAAGACGGAGUACAUCUCCACAGAGUUCAACCGAUAUGGUGUGUCCAACGACAAAGUGGAGGUCAAGAUCGGUGUGUCAGUGAAGCAGCAGUUCACAGAAGAAGAGAUCUACAAAGACAGAGACAGUCAGAUCUCUGCCAUCGAAAAGACCUUCGAGGACGCCCAGAAAAACAUUACACAGCACUACAGCAAACCAAGAGUUACACCUGUGGAGGUGUUGCCCGUCUUCCCUGACUUUAAGAUGUGGAUAAACCCGUGUGCACAGGUCAUCUUCGACUCGGACCCUGCUCCUAAAGAUGUCUCCAGCCCUGCGGCUGUCGAUAUGAUGUCACAGGCUAUGAUCAGAGGAAUGAUGGACGAAGAAGGGAACCAGUUUGUGGCGUACUUCCUGCCUAACGAGGAUACGCUGCGCAAGCGGAAGAGAGACGUGGAGGAGGAAUUGGACUACAUGCCUGAGGAGCUAUAUGACUAUAAGAUAGCCAGAGAGUACAACUGGAACGUGAAGAACAAAGCCAGUAAAGGCUACGAGGAGAACUACUUCUUCAUCUUCCGAGACGGAGACGGUGUUUACUACAACGAGCUCGAGACCAGGGUGCGUUUGAGUAAGAGGCGUGCGAAGGCUGGUGCUCAGUCCACCACCAAUGCUGUGCUGGUCUGCAAACACAGGGAUAUGAACGAGAAGGAGCUGGAAGCACAGGAGGCUCGCAGGGCUCAGCUGGAGAACCACGAGCCAGAGGAUGAGGAGGAGGACAUGGACAAAGACAUACAGGACUCUGGUGACGAGAAAGAGAAAGGCAGCGAGAGCGAGAACUCAGACAGCGGCUCCGAGCGGGACGAAGAGGACGAUCAGCGCGCUAACAAUGAGGAAGAGGAGGAGGAAGAGGAGGAGGAAGAGGAGAGGAAGGCGAGCGGCAGUGAGAGCGGAGAGGACCGGCAGGCGCGUGACGAGGAGGAGAUCUUUGGCAGCGACGACGACAGCGAGGAAGACAAUGAUGGCGGAGCUCGGAGGAGGCGGAGGAGCAGGAGCGAGGACGAGGACGCAGAGGAAGAGGGAGGAAGGGCGAGUGGCAGUGCCUCACCCGCCCACAGCAGCAGCGGCCAAUCAGAGGGAGGGGGAGGGCAGAGCGGCAGCGAGAGGGGGUCGGACUCCAGCGACGGCAGCGACAGCGAGUGAGAUCAGUUCCAGGCAACUUUUCUCGUACUCCGCUGUUCAUUAUAAGAAAGAGACGAACAAAACCAGUUUUCAUUUUCACUUGUUCUUUCUUCCUCUUUUUUUUUUCUCUGACAUUUUUCCUGCUCCAGCACUUUCGGUUCUUAUUUCACUGUUUUAAUCUGUUCUAACAAAACCUCAGCAGCUGUAGUUCAUUCUUGAGCGUCGGUCCCUGACGUAAUCCGUGGCGAGUCGGUUUAUAAACGACCGUGUAACACACGUACACAGAAGCGCCACGUUCUUUCACAUCGUCUCGUUAGAAUUAUCUUUGUAAAUCAGGUACGUUAGAGCAGGAAAAAUGCUCUCGCCGCUAAAUCCGCCGUCUCGAUAUGAAGGAUUGAUGAUUUUCUGUCACAGCUGGAGCAGACGUUGGUGCGAAAAACAUCUCGCCCUUGAUAUGUCCGAGCGCAUAUAAAUAUACGCUUCAACAAGAUAUGUCCGUUGCUCCUCUUGCUCAACAAACCUGUUUCACUGGACUGUCCUGAGGAUUUUUUUUUUUUUUGGUUUGUUUUAAUGUUUGUUGAAAGUCAAGUCUCUUUACAUUAUUUUGCUGUAUAAAGUGUGUAAAUAAAGAACAACCUGUUCAUUUGUUUAAAAAAAAAA
This is a messenger RNA of Neoarius graeffei (lesser salmon catfish), 2403 nucleotides long. It is a transcript of the gene paf1, whose product is annotated as PAF1 homolog, Paf1/RNA polymerase II complex component. The transcript has 14 exons. Bases 196 to 1764 code for a protein of 522 amino acids. The record is from RefSeq and is a predicted model, not a curated record. NCBI's taxonomy places the organism in Eukaryota, Metazoa, Chordata, Actinopteri, Siluriformes, Ariidae. Gene Ontology annotation, biological process: transcription elongation by RNA polymerase II. Gene Ontology annotation, molecular function: RNA polymerase II complex binding; chromatin binding. Gene Ontology annotation, cellular component: Cdc73/Paf1 complex.